AUGGAGGGAACAGCAAAAAUAAUCGACACAUCGUUCACAAUUCUAUCGGCUGCGGGUUCAGUCUCUCGCGGUGCUGCCAAUGUUGUCGAAUGCAUUGCUCCGUUCGUUCCUCUAAUCAACACAGUGACUGGUGUGGUGCAAGAUAUCAUAAGCAUGUAUCAAGAGGCAGAACAUAAUAAGCGUAUUUGCAGUGCGUUAUUCGAUCGAGCUGCAUUAGCAGAGGCUGCAGUCAGGAGUCUUCAAUUGAAAGCAAGAGAUUAUGAAACGGAAUUGCAGUCACCGGAAUUUUACCAGAAUUUUAAGAAAUUCGUGGAAACUAUAAAGAAGAUUAGGGAUUUUGUUAAAGACAUUUAUCAACUUUCAGGAUUGAAAAAGUUUUUGAUGUCUCACGAUAUUGCGGGCCGAUUUAAUGAAUUAAGCCAAGAGUUCGAUGGCCAAAUAAGAGUCUUGAACUUUGCAUUGGCUGUUCAAACACAAAAAGAGACUGAAGCCAUUGCGGCAGACAUGAAAGAACUCAAAGUCUUUAUGGAAAACAUUCACGCAGGCAUCACCACCCAAGCAGGAAAUAAAUUCAACCCUGACCUAGAAACCAUUGAAGACAUGAGCAAAGCACAUCUGAGUUCGCACUACAACUCGGAUGAACUAUUCGGGACGGUCAUGAUUCCUCCUUCAUUGAUUAAAGAACCAGACGAAGGUGAUAGAGUGCAAAUAGACAAAGUACAAAAGGCAUAUUAUACUCCUCCAGAAACAGGUAUACCAGUAGAAGUUGCGUUGAAAUCUCAGGCUAUUGGAACGGGCGACGAAACUAGAAGUAAAGAAUUGAUCAGUCAAGUGAUUAUUUACAAGAGAUUUAAAUUAAAUGAGAACAUAAUCAAGUUCUAUGGACUGGUCUCAUUGGAUAAUGGGCUUCAUCUCGUGACAGAAUGGGCGGACCUUGGAACAUUAAAAGAAGCAUACACGGCUGAUCCUGAUGCUUUUACUUGGAAUAUAAAGACAUCUAUUGCUAUUGAUGUCCUGAGAGCAUUAACGUUCUUGCACUCUAUUUCCAUUUAUCAUCAUGACAUUCGGUCCGCAAAUGUAUUGAUUACCGAUAGAUAUGCAGCUAAAAUCCAAAAUUUCAGUUACGGUCGUACGUUUUAUGGUCCGACUUCAUCAAUGGAGAACACACUAGAAAAAGCGCGGUAUAUGGCCCCCGAGAAAAUAAACAACCCAAGACUCAGUUACAACAUGAAAUGCGAGAUAUACAGUUUUGGCAUGCUUCUUUGGGAAAUCGCUCAACUUAAAGAGCCUUAUCAUGAAAUCACUGAUUUUCUUCAAGUAAGCGAAAUCGUCGCCAAUAACACGGGCAAGGUUGUGUUCGGAGAGACUGUUCCACCUGAAUGGAAGAAGGCCACUCUCGCAGCUACAAGCUUUUCUCCAGGAAUGCGUCCUCGUUUGAGUGAACUUUUCACAACUUUCUUCAACUUAGCAAAGAAGCUCAAGCCAACAGCUUCUCCACGGCUUUCCUCACAAUCCUCACACAGAAACUCCUCGACGGGAAGUGAACUUUUUGUAACGAACACUAUAGCUGACCCAAUAGCCUGUAUAGAUGAUGAUUUCGAAUUAGACGGAUUGGCUAAAAUUGCACAAGUGAUGUCUAUCGAAGAUGCUAUUAAACAACACAAAAUAACAGGAGGAGACCGAGCAAAGGCGUUCGAAGCGUUUAAGGUGCAUGCUGAAUGGGAAGAUAUGACAGCAAAGUACUAUUACGGAUCGCUCCCUGGUAGAGGCGAUAAGGCGAAAGGAGAGCAGUAUUUGAAAUCUGCUGCGCUCAAUGGUCAUGAUAAGGCCAAAGACUUUUGUGCAAAAAAUAAUAUAUUAAUUACUUUUGCGGACAAUUAG
Molecule: messenger RNA, 1881 nt
Organism: Paraglomus occultum
Lineage: Eukaryota; Fungi; Glomeromycota; Glomeromycetes; Paraglomerales; Paraglomeraceae
Source: the annotation of a GenBank genome assembly